Molecule: messenger RNA, 3045 nt
Organism: Triplophysa dalaica
Lineage: Eukaryota; Metazoa; Chordata; Actinopteri; Cypriniformes; Nemacheilidae
Gene: mospd2
Product: motile sperm domain containing 2
Exons: 15
Coding region: 50-1615 (521 amino acids)
Source: RefSeq, a predicted model, not a curated record
CCGCAGAAGAUUCUGCAACUACUAGUGCUGUCAGUCAGUGAGGACUAUCAUGGCGGACGCGGGGCAGGCAGAAUCAGAGCAGGACAUCGAAAGUAAGAUUGAAGAAACGCGACAGAGGUUUAAAAGCGAGUUUGUUGAAGGAGAGUCUUCUUCAGAUCACUAUGACUCCAGAGACGUGGAGAAACUCUUCCGAGAUGACAGUCUGGUGGGGGGCUACCUCACCUGGAGACACUUUGUGGUGGAGGACGCCGUAAAAAUGAUCGAUGAGAGCUUUCGGUGGAGAAAAGAGUUCAACCUCAAUGACCUCACAGAGAACAGUAUUCCCCCGUGGAUGUUUGAGACCGGUGCCGUCUACCUGCACGGCUACGACAAAGAAGGAAACAAACUCUUCUGGUUCAGAGUGAAGCUUCAUGUCAGGGAUGCAAAGACAUUACAGGAUAAGAAGAGAUAUGUGGCGUUCUGGUUGGAGCGUUACGCCAGACGUGAGCCUGGAAUGCCACUGACUGUGGUGUUUGACAUGUCUGAGUCUGGCAUCAGCAACAUCGACAUGGACUUUGUCAAGUACAUCAUUAGCUGCUUCAAAGUCUACUAUCCAAAGUUUCUUUCCAAAAUGAUCAUGUAUGAGAUGCCGUGGAUCAUGAACGCUGCCUGGAAGAUUGUGAAGACAUGGCUGGGUCCUGAAGCCAUCGGUAAACUCCGGUUUGUCUCCAAGAGUGACAUCCAGACGUUUAUUGACCCUGAACACCUUCUACCGCACAUGGGCGGGACGGACCAGUUCAAAUACAGCUAUCCUCCUCUGCCUGAUGAUGAUUUCCAGUCGCCCAUCUGUGAGAACGGUCCGGUGAUCAGUGAGGAUGAAAGUGACGUCAAGGACAUUGAAUCUGAGUCUAAAGAGACCCUGGAGUCCAGCUUCAGUUCUGAUCAGAACAUCAAACCCAAGAAGGUGAACUUUCAAGAGGACAGUCAGAGGUCGGAUGAUCUUGACAGAAGUGAAGGAGCCGGUCGACUCCGAGGCGUUAGAAAACCUACAACCACUUUCAAAGGCACCUUACUGCACAUCGGUCCAGCAGAAGAGCUCAGCUUUGGUGCUAAAGAAACCGAGAAGAAAUGUUCCAUCGUCCUCAACAACGUCACCAAAAACCACGUGGCCUUCAAGGUGCGGACGACGGCUCCGGAGAAAUACCGCGUCAAACCCAGCAACAGCAGCUGUGAACCCGGAGCAAGUGUGGAUAUUGUGGUGUCACUUCAUGGAGGGUUCCAGGCGUCGCCGCAGGACCGCUUUCUGGUCAUGGCUGCUGAGAUGGACGCAAACACUGGAUCUGCUCUUCAUGAUCUGGCUCAGUUCUGGAAAGAAGUUCCCAAAAGCAAAGUGAUGGAGCACAGGUUACGCUGUCACGUCCUAGAGACUCCAAAGUCUUUACUCUGUAACUCAUUUGAGAACUCGUUGGUCACACCCGCCAAUGAGCAUCACGAUCUGCAGACGACGCUGCUCCGUGUCAUGGCCACAACCUCUCGUCUGGAGCAGAAGCUGGACGCGUGUCUGUGGCUGCAGAAGGUUCUUGUGGUUCUGGUGUCGUUUCUAUUGGCUCUCAGCUUCAUCCCGUGGGGGUCAUGAAGCAGGACUCAAGAUCAGAAUCCAGAUCCUCAGCGUGGAGACACAGCCUUCAUUUGAUGGGUUCAGCGUGAUAAAGGACCAGAACACAUGGACAGAAUGUUGCCGCAUCGCUCUGGUCCACAUCUACACCAGACUCUUGGCUAUACGCAUUUUUUUAUCACUCGCGGAUGAAAUCAAGAGAAGUUUAAUUUAUAAAACAUGUUGUGAGGAGAUCAUACAAAUGUAAUUAACUCUGAUUUUUAUAUAGUAUUUUAUAAACACAUGAAUAUAUGAAGAAAGAAACAAAACUGUCAUGUGCCUUUUCUUGACAUUCAUCUUCAUCUUAAUGAUGCUCUCACACAUUCCUCAGACCAUCACCAUCAUGAUUGAUUGUUAUCAUAAAGUAUUUCUUGACCAGGUGUGUCGUGACGCUCUCUCUCCUCUAUUACACGGGUCACAGAUGGUUUUCCAGCGAGCAGUAAUUUAUUAGUUUUCCUGGAGUCUGAAUCAUAAACCAGUGACGGGUUUAGAUCCAGUUAAUGAGAACAGCAGACGGCGUCACAUUCAUCUUUCUGACCUCUGAUAGAAAACAGCAUGUCGUGGCUUUACAUUCUGAUAUUCUGACUGAAGGUUGUGUGACCUGUAUCAGCACUAAAGUAAACAACGCUGUUUACUGUGUUUUUACAUUCAUGUGAUCCACAGUGUUUGAAUAUGUUGAAUCCCGUGACCCUGAUUCUGGAAAAUUCAUUUUCACAUUUUUAUAGCGCCAGAACGAAUGAACUUGAGCCGUUUCAUUUGGUGUCAUUUCUAAACCUCUUGUGACCACCAAGUGUGACUUAAAGGAACAGUUCACCCAAAAAUGAUCAUUCUGUCUUCAUUUAUUUACCCUCAAGUUGUCUUUGAAGAAUGCUUGUUAACAAACACUUCUUGACCUCCAUUGACUACCAUAGUAGGAAAAAUUGCUUUAGAAAUGUCACUUUCUGAUGAACACAAAAGAAGAUAUUUUGAAGAAUGUAGGAAAGCAAACAGUUCUGCGGCACUUUUGACUACCAUUAUCAUUUUUACUACUAUUGUAGUCAGUGGUGUCCAAUAACCAUUUGGUUACAAGCAUACUUCCAAAUAUCUUUCUCUGUCCAAUAGAGAAAUGUGUCCCUUUAAGUUCACUGAAGUAGAUUGUUGUGCUGGUUUAACAGCACCAUCGUGUGGCUUCACAGCGCUAUAGCAAUGUAAUUAUGAUUGUACAGCUUAUUGUAUUGACAUCUACACUUUACUUAAGAAAAUGUGCUCAAUUUCGAAAUCAGCUUUUACGAAAAAGCAAGAGAGUUUGAGAAAUAAAACGCUUACAUGUGAAAAAGCCACGGGCAGAGGAUUCUCAACACACAUUUUGUAUAUUUAUACUUAUUUUUCUGUUCUAUGGCAAUGUAAAAAUAAAAUCAUGCCAAUAUAUCUUC